AUGCGAAAUAAAACCAAAAAUGUCAAUAAACGCGAAAACACGACAGUCUUACACAGAGGCCAGCCGCGGAGAGAUAAUGUGAUAGUGUUAUCAGAGUCGAGCUGCUCGGAGGAGGACUCAGCAUCUCUGUCAGAAAAAGGCACAUAUGGCUCCAACUUUACAUCAGCUGGCUGCUCCACCUCAAACAACAAAACACCCCUAAAGCAAAGGGAGACUUUGACCACAAGAGACAUUAAAAUUGCGCCAAUUUUCUUGCAUAUAGCACGGCGCAGCAGGAGCAGACGGAGCGGGGAUGAGAAGCAAGAAAAGUCUGCAGAAAGGCUGAAAAAAUCAGUGCCUCCUAUUCUGGAUGAAGGUGUGCAACAGGAGGAAAAACAGUCAACAACAUCCAGCCUGACAUGGUCAAAGUUGUUCUGUAGAGAAAAGCUGUCAGCCUCAGUUCUGCAAAGCUGUCUGGAAGAAAUCCAAAGAUCUAACCCUGCAUUUCCAGCCAGAGCAGUGUUCAACACUUUGAAGAAGAAAGCCAGUGAAGGGCUGCAGGCCUCAGAGUCCACAGGUGAGGUUAGGGCUGCAAAGGGGUGGAAAACUUUCCAUGGGAAGUUAAGCCCAUGUUAUUCUUUACUAACCAUUGUUUAGUCUAUCAUAAUAAUCUGUGUUGUUCAUGCCCUUCUGUCUCUUAUCAGCAGAAAACUCAUCGAAUCUCAGCUCUCUUCAAAGUCAACAUAAGGAGAAGAGAAAACGGGGGUUUGAAAGUUCAGAGAGGGUCCCCAAGCGCCUGAAGUCAAGCCUUACUGCAGAGAGUCCUGCUGGUUUGGGUCACUGUCACACACCAGUACAAAGUCUCCUGGGAAAUUCGGCUUUUAUGGGCAAGAAGUCGCCCAGGAGGCGCAAGCUCAGUCGCACCCACAGACUGAGGCAGCACAGUGGGAGUCCAGCCGGCCUGGUGAAGAGCUGUGAACUGAACUCUGGUCUCAGGAGUCACACAGAAACUGAUAGCCAGUCACACAGCCCCCCCGACAGCACCCAAAUAGGUAAGCUCUUGCAUAUAUGAGAUGUUUGAUUCAUGUUUGGAAAGCAAGAAUUUAAUGCUUUCUCUUCCUUUGUCAAGAUUUAAUUUAUGAGGAUGUCCUCUGGACGGACAAAUACAGCCCUCGGCAUUCAAGUGAAGUCAUUGGCAACUCAGAGUCUGUGGAUAAACUGCAAAGGUGAGUCUGAUAUGAUUACCUUGGCUUUCCACUUAUAAUAAAUCACUAAAUGAAAGACCUUUUUUUGCCACUUUUCUGGUUAAGUUGGUUGAAAAAAUGGAAACUCAGGGCCGACUGUGAGGAAAGGAGAAGAAUGAUGGAGGACAGAAGACGAGAGGAAAGCAGCAAUGGUACGAACUAAAAUUUAAUAUAUCAUCUUCAGGUUCAACCCUUUUUUUAAAGCCAUGUCCAUAAAUUUGUGCAGAGUUUCUGUUUUUAAAAGCAGUGACUGUUCUCUUCAGACUCGUGGGACUGUGGAGACUUCCUGGGUGAGGACGGGGCAGAGGAAGAGCCUUUGUGUAACACAAUGCUGAUUACAGGACCUCCUGGUGUGGGCAAGACGGCCUCUGUGUACGCCUGCUCUCAGGAGCUCGGAUUCAAGGUCUGAGUCUGACAGGGACGGUUACCAAAAGUUGAUCAUCCAUUUGUCUUUAAAUAUGGACUCACAGUUAAGUAUAAGCUCAGUGAUGAAAAACAGAUAAAAAAAGUGAAAUAUAAUCCAGAUUGAGCUUCAAAAUUUCCAUUCCAAAAUCAGAGAGUAAUGAAGGAGAUUUCCACAUAUAAUCUAGGGCUGGGCGAUAAACCGAAAAUGUAACGAUACCAAAAUUUACGACAAUAACUGACGUCAUUUUGCCCAUGUCAAUAUAUUUGGUGUCAAAAAAUAAAUAUUAAAAAUUGGAGUUUGGAUGUGUGUGAGAGAUGUGACUCCGUAGCUAAGAGGGAAAGACAGGUGAGGAGAUGGAGGACGGUUCAAAAGUUGUUGCGGCUGGAGUGGCGACUGAAGUAGACAAAGUAAAUAUGGGAGUAGUGGUGGAGUAGUUAUCUAAUUUAUUGUUAUUGAGGUGAACUGUUCAAUAUGUCAUGAUACUAAUUCGAGGCCAUAUCGCCCAGCCCUAUUAUUACUGUUUUAAAGGACAACAUAAACUCUCAUCAGUAUCUUCAGUUGUGAGUUGUCAACUGUCUUGUAAUGCAAACUCAAAUAAAAAAAAAGGAAACUGAUUUCUCCAUAUGCAGAGCUGCAUUAGAUUACAGACAAGAAAUUGUAUCAUGUUGACACAAAUUUCACAUUGACUUCACUCCUCAACAAAAAGACUCCUCUUUUUAUCAAAGGUAUUUGAAGUGAACUGCUCAUCACAGCGGAGUGGACACCGCGUUCUGUCCCAGUUGAAGGAGGCUACUCAGUCCCAUCUAGUGGAGACAUCAGGGAAGGACCCACUCAAGCCAGCCUACUUUAACAGCUACAGCAGCACCACAAAAUCUGAAACCUUACCUGGUAGGAACCAGAUGACAAAAACACUGUCCUCUCUCAAAUCUAAAUGUCCUUCCUUUCUGAAAAUUUCAGCAAAGCAUUUUAUGAGGAAACUGACCGUGUCAAGCUUGUGUAUGUCUGUGGAGGAAAAUAGGUGCCUCAGUGAUAUAAUGAGAUAAUUUUUAUGUUUUCCUACUUCAUGUUUUUUUAACAGGGAAAACAGUGACUCCAAAAAACAUAACUUUUACCUCAAAGAAGAGAGCUGCACAGAGUCUCUGCCGCCCUGGUCGCAAAGCUAAAUCAAAUUCAGCAGCAGUCACUUUAGCCAACUACUUUAAGAUGAAAAACAAAGCUGAUCUCUUACACUCCGGUGGCCUAUCAUCAUCUGAAAAACCAGGCAGUAAGAAGUCUGAUCAUCCAUCGACAGGCUCCGGUCAAAGUGUGCCACAAAGCAAAAAAACAGCCACAUCACUCAUUCUGUUUGAAGAGGUAAAGCCCUCGCAGUGAGACGUAUAAUUUCUGGAUACAGUGUGAGACUGCACAUGAACUUUGUUUGGUCUGGGCUGAAAGGUUUACGGCUGUCUGCUCCCACAGGUUGAUGUCAUAUUUGAUGAUGAUGUCGGUUUCCUCGCAGCCAUCAAGACUUUCAUGACAACCACGAAAAGACCAGUAAUUCUGACCACAAAUGGUGAGCUCAAAGAACAACUGUGUGAUUUUGAAUGGAAAAAAAGAUUUAAGGACAAAGUUUGAAGGCAGAAAAAUGUCGUCCUCAGAUCGCCUAUUCAGAGAAAGAUUCAUCUGGAACAUGGAGGAAAUUAUUUUCAAAGCCCCCUCAGAGGUAAAAGAAGUUCAGUUACAUUACUGCAGAAGUAGCUAGCACUUUUCUCAUGUGUUUGUUACUUUUAAAGGCCUCAAAAAUGAAAGAUAAGUGUUUUAUAAAUGCAAAAAAACAACCUUGUUAGUUGUAAACAUCCUCCAUCUUUUCCAAGGUGAAUGUGUGCAGCUACCUGCAGCUGGUGGUUUUAACAGAGGAUGUGCUCCUGCAGUUGGAUGAUGUUCGCAGUCUCCUCAGAUUGUUUGGAGGUGAUGUCAGACGUUGUCUUCUGCAGCUGCAGCUGUGGGUGCACAGUGGUGGAGGACGGGUAUCUCACAGUGAAGGCUUGCCAAGAGAGCACAUUCAUGUACAGUGUAAGUUGCUUUAAUAAAAUCACAUUUGAACUCUAGGGCUGGGCGAUAUGGGAAAAAGUUUAUUACGAUAUAUUUUUUUUCAUAUCAGUUGAUAUCGAUAUGUAUCACGAUAUUAAAAAAAUAAAUCUUACAUGUUGCCUGUUACUGUUAAAUAAAAUUUAACAUGUACUUCGCAUAAUUUGCAGUGCAAACUUCUCUACUUCAUGCCCGACCUCAAAAAAACAAAAUACCUCCACACCACUAACGUUUUCUUCCAGUGUUGUCGACGAUGUCAUCAUCUGUUGAGCCUUCAUUUGCAUUUCUGCUGGGAGUAGCACUCGUUUUCUUUUUUCCUCACCAACAGUGCUGUCAACUUCACAUGUUAAAGUGCUAUGGUUGCGUGUAACUGCCGCCUGCUACUACGCAGUUUUUUGCUACUUGGUUCUAAUUCAGCACAUGAUUGGUUCAGCACGAAGCGACCCGGGGCAACUCCUCGUUUAGUUCUACCAAAAUAUUGACCAUGUUUCAUAUCGACAUCAAGGGAAAUUAAUUUUUGAUAUUUAUCAUUAUCAGUUUAUCGCCCAGCCCUAGUUAAACCUCUUAAAGACUUGAUGUUUUGAGGAUAAAGAUGAACUCUUUUCUUUCAAUAUUCUCAUCUGUAGCUGAAAGAGGGAACAAUGCAGACUCCCAGCUUCCUCAGUGUGUCUCAAACUGCACUGCUAGUACACUGGGUCUCCACUCUGUGACCCCUAAAGCACUGCAAAGCUUCCUACAGGCAAGUUUUUAUAACACCUUAUCUGUAGGCACUCCAAAGAUAGAUGGAAUUUUAACCUAUUCUUGGUUCUUCACCUUCAGUCCUGGUCCACAACAGACAUGAACAACAUCCUGAGGCUGCUAGCUGAGAGCUGGAGAAGAGCUGUGCCCCUUCUGUACUCCAACCUAGAGCUCUUUCUACCCACUGGGGACAAAGGAACUUUAGUCCAGCCCCUGGAUAUGGAGAAUUGGCAGCAGAGUGAGCUGACACUCUCUACAAUCCAUCCAUGCAUCCAGCAGCUGGAGGAAAAUGUCCAUCAAAAGAAGUCGGAUACAGCGAGUAAAUCACAGAGGACUGCUUCUCGGCUCAGCAGGAGAAAAUACGUCACUCCUGUGUUUGACACCACGUCAACUUCCAAUUUGAUUCAGACUCAAAGAAUUUCAUCACCGUCAAAGAAAGCUCAUCUUGAAGCCCACAGUUUGAGAGACAAAGCGGAAAAAUAUAAAGCCAAAGUGGUAACCAACAGUUUGGAUGCCUUAACCGACUUCUUUGACCUCAUGUCAUACAUCGAUGCCACACUUCCUGCUGCUGUACCUGCUUUCUCAGGCUCAUGUGAACCUGAGGCGUUUGUCUGGACAGGAGCUGAGAUGAAGGAUGGAUUGUUGGAUGAAAUGAGGGAGGAAGGAGAGGGAGAAGGUGGCAGGAGUUGGAACCAGGAGAGGCUGUUGGAUAUUCAAGCCGCUGUAGAGGGCUUGGGGUGUCGCAGGUGUUGUUGGCGGGUGUCUGAAGGGUGGAGCAAAGCCCAGAAAUACAGACAUGACCUGGGAGGGAUAGAGUCAGGAAGGCCGGUUGAAAAACGGACUCAACCUGUCUUAUUUGCUCCACCUCUCUGUGAACCGAGGUGGGUCUGGUCUUUUUAAUUUGAUCUAUGAACACUCAAAGUGAUUCAGAUCUGGAUGUGUGAUUUGAGUACAUUCUUCCUCAUGUUCCCUCUAGUGUCUCUCAAAGGAGAUACAAGCUGAGCAAAAAGAUCCUGUGCAGUAAACCGUUCAGCCUGCUGGGAAACAGAAGAGCUGUAAGUGUUGACUACAUCCCGGCCCUCCGCUGCAUCUGUCGUUAUCAGAGAGCAGCGCACACAGAGGAGCCAGACAGGUGAGAUAGACACAGUUUGUUCGAGCAUAUACUAAUUUAUAAUCAAUGGAUGAUUUAAAAAAUAAACAAAAAUACAGUUUUUUCUGUCAUUGUGGUAAAGGCAGUUAGACAAGGAAAAGCUUCCCCAAUGAGUUACCAUCACUUUGUGUUAAAGCUGAGAGGUUAAAGUCUUGUCUGAGUUUUUCACAUAAUUUUGUCUAGGGCUGGGCGAUAUGGCCUCAAAUCAAUAUAACAAUAUAUUGAGCAGUUCACCUCAGUAACGAUAGAAGGACUAUAACUACUCCUAAAGCUGCUCACCCCCUCCCACAGUAACUUCGUCUACUCCAGCUGCUACAACUUUUAAAUCGUCCUCCAUCUCCUCACCUGUCUUUCCCUCUUUGUUAUGGACUGGAGUCAUGUCUCUGACGUAGGACAACAUCUUAAGGGGACAUGAGACCAUGGCCUAUGACUCUCAUCCAAAACCAACUUUUAUUUAUUUGACACCAAAUAUACCGACAUGGGCAAAAAGACAUUGGUUAUUGUUGUAAAUUCCAGUAUCGGUAAAUUUUCGUUUAAUCGCCCAGCCCUAAUUUUGUCUAUUCAAAUCAAAUUUAACAUUUACAGAUAAAUUCUCAUGAUCUUUCCUCCACAUUAGGUGUCGGAAGUACCUCAGCAGAAACCGCCUUAACCUCUCGAAGUCCAUCCUUCAUCUCCUGGCUGAAGAUUUCUCCUAGAGUCUGUAAAAAGUCAGUACAGCCUCACUACCUCACCAUUCACAUAUUAAUCUAAACUGAAAGACUUUGCUGCUUAGAUAGAGUACUGGGAAUGAUUUUACAUGUUUGUACAACACUAAAAAGUCA
Messenger RNA from Xyrichtys novacula (pearly razorfish), 6405 nucleotides. The record is from the annotation of a GenBank genome assembly. Lineage: Eukaryota; Metazoa; Chordata; Actinopteri; Labriformes; Labridae.